AGUCGACUCGUGACCUCUGAAGGGUGUGCCGAGGCGUGCUGCCGCCGCGCCCACACACCCCCACACGCCUGCUGCCCAUGUCCCUUCUUGGCUGACUGGCUGCACCUCCUGCCGUGGCCGGUGCCGAGCAUUCUGAUUGCUGAGUGGACAUGGCCUGCUGACGAGGCUGUACGCGCGAGAAGUCAGUUAUUUUUCGCAUUCAAAUCGCGGUGAGGGCUCUAGUAGAUGCUAAGCUUGGUGCGGCGAUGCAGACCGUGAUGUAGCACCGACGCGGGCCCACAAGAGUACUGUUGUGUAGAGAUCGUGACCUGUAGAGAGAGAGACACCGCUGGGACGCGCGCGGGUACAAUGACGGGCGUGACACUCCCACUGAGACCGUGCGUGAGGGGAGCAGCGAGGCGCCCUGUGGUGAACCUUGUAUUGGUUUGUGUCCUGGUAACUUUGCCCGCUCUUGCUGCCGCCAACUACAAGACGGAGCGCUUCAAUGGGUUCCUUAACUAUGGGAAGAAAGUCAUCAAGCCCGGGGAGGAGAUUGGCAAUGAAAUUAUCAAAUCCAAGGUGGAGGUGCUCGGGGAAAUCUUCAAGCAGCACGUGCACGGCCUUCGUCAGGUUCCCAAUCAGCGCAUUGAGCUCAUCUUCCUGGUGGACGCCUCGGCCUCAGUCGGGGCAGAAAACUUCUUCAACGAGAUCAAGUUCGUCAAGAAACUCUUAGCAGACUUCGCCGUCUCUUAUAACCAGACGAGGGUGGCCGUCAUCACCUUCUCCAGCAAGCACAAGGUAAUUCGGCACAUUGACCAUGUGACUCAGGCCUCGGAACAAAACCACAAAUGCUCGUUGCUGGAGAGGGAGCUUCCGAGGAUCAGAUACUCCGGGGGCGGCACCUACACUCUUGGGGCACUCCUGGAGGCUCAGAGCAUCAUAGCCCUGGCCAGACCUGAUGCCAUAAAGGCUGUCUUCUUGGUGACCGAUGGCUACAGUAAUGGUGGGGACCCGAGGCCUGCUGCUGCUUUCCUGCAAGCCCGAGGGGUGCGAAUAUUCACGUUUGGCAUCCGGAAUGGCAAUGUCAAGGAGCUGUAUGACAUGGCCUCUGUCCCAAAGGAAGAACACUCAUACAUCCUUGAUUCCUUUGAGGAGUUUGAAGCGUUAGCAAGGAGAGCACUGCAUGAAGAUCUACACAGUGGUGUGUACAUGGAGCAGGACAGACGUGCAUGCCUCAAGCUGUGCCAGGAUGGAGAGCUGAACAGCUGCUGUGACAUCUACGCUUCCUGCACCUGUGGCACUCACACGGGCCACUAUGCCUGCGCCUGCCGUGAGGGUUACUAUGGCACAGGUCUGCGUGGUGAUUGCAGGGCAUGUCCAGCAGGCACAUACAAGAACACACAGACCCCUGGGGAUGUUUCCACCUGCCUGCCGUGUCCAGACCCCAACAUGCUGAGCUCCUCGGGCUCCACCUCUCGCCAGCAGUGCUACUGUAAACGUGGCUACACCCAGAUUGGAAUGAGAUGCACCAUGAUGCAGUGCCCAGUACUCAAGCCACCUCAGAAUGGUUAUUUUGUGCGCAAGACAUGUGGUAAUGUGGUGAAUGCAGCUUGUGGCAUCCGCUGCAAUUCUGGUUACACCCUACAGGGCUCCUCCAUCCGACUGUGUGGCGAGGAUGGUGUCUGGAGUGGCGGUGAUGCACAUUGUAUCAUGAAAUCAUGUCAGGAGCUCCAUGCUCCUGGCAAUGGGACUGUGCAGUGCUCCCAGGAGCAGCCCACCAUAGACACUGAGUGCACCUUUGGUUGUGAUCCGGGAUUUCAGUUGGUGGGCUCACAGGUUAGGACCUGCUUGCCGGUGGCUAUGUGGGAUGGCAUCCCUGCAUAUUGCAAACCAAUCUUCUGUCCCAGCCUGCCACCCAUCCAUCAUGGAAGAGUCAGCCCAGCCUCCUGCUCAUCCCCCAGACCCAAGUAUGGCAUCAACUGUGAAUACACAUGUGACCCAGGCCACCAGAUGACUGGGCCGAGGUGGACCAGUUGUGUCAGCCAUGGUGUGUGGUCUGCUAAGGGCAAGACUACCAGAUGUGUCGAUGUGACCCCACCUGUCAUCCAGUGUCCUGCCAACAAGACAGUGGCCACAGAGCCCCAUGAGAGCUAUGCCUUGGUUCGCUGGGAUGGGCCACACAUCACUGAUAAUGCAGGGAAUGAGUAUGUGGGUGUGGCGUCCAUUCCUGUGACCACCCAGCCAAUGAAGCUUUCCAUUGGAACACACACAAUCACCUACUUGGCCAAGGACAAGAUGGGCAACAGAGCCUCAUGCAAGUUCUCCAUCACAGUUCUGGAUGAGGAGGCCCCGAGGGUGGACUGGUGUGAGUCACCGCCCAUCUUCCUCUCCCAUGAGGAGGAUGUGGAUGUGUACUGGGAGGAACCGAUUUUCUCAGACAACUCAGGCAAGGAGGUGCAGGUUACUCGGUCAUUAGAUCCAGGACGGUUCCCUCAAGGUGACACGCUGGUGGAGUACCUGGCCAUGGAUGAGGCAGGAAACACAGCUUCCUGCAACAUCACCAUCACUGUGCAGAAGCAUGCCUGCCAACUGCCGGUGGAUCCCAUCAAUGGUGCUGCCAACUGUACCGAGAACCCAUCUGCCAUCUUCUGCACCCUCACAUGUUAUGAUGGCUAUGCCUUUGCCAUGAGGCCACAGCAGGAUUACUUCUGUGCCUAUGAUGGUGUUUGGCUCCCAGAUGACAAUCCAAUGCCAUUCCCAGACUGUUCAGUGACAUCAGUGUCAAACAGCAUUGCUCAGGAAGGAGAGCUGGCGCUGGAGGACGAUGGCUCUGUGUGUGAUGACAUUUUCCUCAUGGGACAGGUGGAGAACCAACUGGAACAGAAACUGGAGCAGGCCCUGAACUCAAUGUGCAAUGAGGAUGUAGUGUGUGAGGUGGCAGCUGUGGAGGCAGUAUGUGAAGAGAUUCUGUCUGAGGCAGAAGAAGAAUACAACUCUAUUGACUUCUUCAGGAGAAAGCGGUCUGUUCCUUACAUGUCCUUCGUCCCAGAUGAACCCCUGGAGCCCGGCUGGAAGUACUGGAUCCGGGGCAGCGGCAACACUCGGGUCAAGAGGGUCAGGAGAGGAGCUCUGGAAUUCAUCAACCGUGAGGACCUGGAUGUCUUAACACGACACAAGAGACAGUUUGGAUUCUCACUGGACCACAUUUUCUUUGGUGAGAGUCAAACCACCACCACUCCCUCCCCUGUGGUGCAGAAGACUGACAGCAACAAAAUUGGUGCACUCAUUGAUAUUAUCUCGCGGUCUAUGGGGUCUGAUAUUGGCUCAGUGCAGUUUGCCUCCUUUCUGGCCAACCUCAAGACACAGAAUGGUGCCUUCUCCUCUGAGGACUUCCUGACAGCCUUUUCUGAGGAGUUUGGUGAGGAGAAAGUAAGAGCCUUGCAGGAGCUGGCUGGAGGAAAGUUUGGAGUAACUGGUUUUUCUACAAAUCAUUCUUCAUCCUCCUUCUCUUCCUCUUCUUCCUCUUUCUCAAGUAGCCAGAGUGUGGAGUCUGGUUCCCCUGAUGAGCUCCAGCAGCGUCCAAGUUUUACAAAAAAGGCCUUCAAGCUGCAGUUCAAAGUGCAAGGUCAUGGGUCAGGGGCUUCCAACCAACUUCAGGAAGCCCUGGGGGAGCUGCUGCAGGCUGCUGAGUCAGGACAGCUUGACCUAGACUAUGGAGAGCAGCAGCUACGUGUGGCAGCAAUCCGUCUGAGGGAAGACAUGGAAUAUGUGUGUGAGGCUGGCAGUGUUGCAAGAGAUGGGGGCAGGUGUGUGAAGUGUCCUGUGGGAACCUUCUUCAAUGUCAUCUUGCGGGAGUGCCAGCCAUGUCCCCAGGGAUCCUUCCAGCCAGAGGAAGGCCAGGUGUCCUGCCUUGUGUGUCCUGCCAACACCUCCACCAAGACCAGUAAUGCCAAGAGUGAUGCUGAUUGCAAAGCUCAGUGCUUGCCAGGAACAUUUUCUGAGGAUGGCCUUGAACCAUGCACCACCUGUGAGUUAGGCCAGUACCAGGAUGAUUACUCCUCACUCUCCUGUGCCAGCUGUCCCCACGGCACCACCACCUGGCGCCGCGGCACCUGGGUCAUUGACGAGUGUCGCCCAAUGUGUCUUCCUGGCCAGGUGUCAAACACAGGACUGGAGCCUUGUUACUAUUGUCCCCCAGGACACUUCCAGGAACAGGAGGGGCAAAAGGAGUGCCUCAGAUGUCCAGGAGGAGGCAGCACUCCAGACCGUGGCACUGCUUCCAUGUACCAGUGUGACGGAGUGUCCCCAGAUGACCAGGCAGUGUACAACACCCUGGAGACAGUGCCAAUCAAUGACUGCUUCAGUGAGCCCUGCCUUAACUCAGCCACUUGUGUCCCCAUGGCUUCUGGUUAUAUGUGUGAGUGCUCACCCGGCUUCUCAGGUGAACAGUGCCAGACUGAGGUCAAUGAGUGUGAGAGUGAACCCUGCUUCAACAAUGGCUCCUGCACUGACCAACUCAACAGCUUCCACUGCAGCUGCCUGCCUGGCUUCACAGGGCCUCAGUGUGAGGUGAACAAUGAUGAAUGUAACCCUGACCCCUGCCAGAAUGGUGCUGCAUGUGUUGACCUCAUAAAUGCCUUCAAGUGUAUUUGUGAGUCAGGAUACACAGGUGAGGUGUGUGACAUAGACGUAGAUGAGUGUGCUGCAAAUCCCUGUGCUGAGGGUGCCACUUGUCAGGAUCUCCUUAAUGACUUCAUCUGCCUCUGUCCUCCUGGAGACACUGGUCGCUUCUGUGAGACUCACAUCAAUGAGUGUGAGUCAUCGCCUUGCCUCCAUGGCUUGUGCCUGGACCAAGUCAAUGAGUUCAAGUGUGUGUGUGAACCAGGAUACACUGGAACCACUUGUGAGGAGGACAUAGAUGAGUGUGCAUCUCAGCCAUGCCAGAAUGGUGCCACAUGUCUUGAUGAAAUCAGUGCAUUCUCCUGCACCUGCCCACCUGGGUUCUCUGGUACACUGUGUGAGGAUGAAAUCUCAGCUGAUUUCUUCCUGAAGUUUCCCUCAUCUGGCAUCCUUGAUUAUGUGUCUCUGGAGGGCUUCUCACAUUCUUUGGACAGUUUUUCUUUGUGUUUAUGGAUGAAGACUGAUGACCUGAACAACUAUGGCACACCCUUCAGCUAUGCUACAGACUCUCAUGACAAUGCACUCACUCUCACAGACUACAGUGGGUUUGUGUUGUACGUGAAUGGUGACAAGCAGAUUACUGAUGUGCGAAUCAAUGAUGGCUUGUGGCAUCAUGUGUGUGUCACCUGGACCUCUGCUGAUGGCACCUGGGUCAUAUACCUUGAUGGAGUCCUGAAUGACAGUGGCACUGGCCUGGCAAAUGGCACUUCUGUUGAAGGUCAUGGUGUGCUGGUGCUGGGACAGGAACAAGACCAGCGGGGUGGUGGGUACAGCCCCCAGGAGAGUUUUGUAGGCCAGGUCACUCAAGUCAACUUGUGGGCUGAGGUGCUUCCCUAUCACCAGGUCCGCCACAUUUUCCACCAAUGUGAACGAUACGUCGGGUCAGUGGUUGGCUGGCCAGACUUCCAGUGGGGUAUCAAAGGCCAGGUUAUGGCUCAAGUGUCAACCUUCUGCCGGGGUUGUGGUGUGCCACGAGUACCUGAGGAUGGCACCCUAACUAGAAACGGGACACAGGCAGGGGACAUUGUCACAGUCAGCUGCAAUGAAGGCUUCAAGCAAUACCAAGGUGACAGGGAGCGGACCUGUCUGGUGUAUGGCAGCUGGUCAGGUGAAGAGCCAGAGUGCCGAGCUGUGUCAUGUGGCUUCCCAGGUCACCUCAUCAAUGGUUAUGUUGAGGGCCGAAGUUACAAGUAUGGAGACACCAUUGUGUUCACCUGCAAUCCUGGGUUUAUGCUCAAAGGGGAGGACAGGAGCAUUUGUCAAGCAGAUGGCAAAUGGAGCAAUGAGCUUCCAAAGUGUGAUGUGGUCAUGUGUCCAGACCUGAGUGCUGGACCUCAUGGGCAGGUCACUACUAGGAUUGGCGAAUACUUGCCCACCAAUAAGAUCAUGUUCCAGUGUGAGGAGGGCUACCAGAUGGAUGGGCCCAGCACCCUUGUCUGUGGUGGGGAUGGUGAGUGGAAUGGUGAGGCCCCACAGUGCCAGUCCAGGACCUGUGGUGAGAUUCCCAGUAUUUCCCAUGGGUACAUUGAGGAAGGAUGGACGCAGGUAAGGCCAGGGGAGCAGGUGGUGGUGAGGUGUGAGCCAGGCUACAAGCUGAGGGGUGAUCCGUUUAUUACUUGUCAAGAAGACUCCACCUGGUCCCUCCCGCUGCCCAAGUGCACCAAGCCUAAGUGCCCCAAACCCCCACCUGUUGAGAAUGGGGCGGUAAAGGUCCGUGCCUCACUGAGUGAAGACGGGACGACUGGCCAAGCUGCUGUGUAUAAGUGUAACCGUGGCUAUGAGUUGGUGGGGGCCAAGACACUCAAUUGUGGUGAUGAUGAGCAGUGGGAUGGUCCAUGGUCCUCUUGCUUGCCUAUGCCAUGCCCUACCCCAGAGGUGCCACCCCAUGCCAUCUUGCCAGAGCGCGAUGUGUGGCGGGUUGAUGAUGUUGCGGAGUACAAGUGUCAGGAGGGCUUCAGCCUCCAUGGUGCUGCCUCCCGUACCUGCAUCAGUUAUGGGUCUGAUGCAGGAUGGGGAGGAGAUGUCCCAGAGUGUAGGGUCAUAAAGUGUCCUCCAGUAGCCAAGCCCCAGUAUGGAGUUGUGUAUGUGUCAUAUCAUCCUCCUCCACCACCCAGCACUGCCCCAGUCAUCUUCCCUGUAGUUGAAUCAGAAGGUCUUGUGCCAAGAAACAAGAGGCAGGUCUUAUUGUUCCCAGAUGUACAGGAUGUCUAUCCAGACUUUCCUGAGCCAUCUCAGUCAGCUGAUCUAGAUCAUGUGUACUAUGGCCAGACUCAUGGUACAGAUUAUUAUAGCCAAUCAACUGGUAUCUUUGGUCAGUCUUCUGAUGGCUUCGAUGCAUUUGGUCAGUCUUCUGAUGGCUUCGGUGAAUUUGGUCAGUCUUCUCAUGGCUUCAAUGAAUUUGAUCAAUCCUCUAAUGGCUUUGAUGAAUUUGGCCAAUCCUCUAAUGGCUUUGAUGAAUUUGGCCAAUCCUCUAAUGCCUUUGAUGAAUUUGGGCAAUCCUCUAAUGCCUUUGAUGAAUUUGGCCAAUCCUCUAAUGGAUUUGAUGGCUUUGGGCAAACUGUUAGUGGCUCUAAUCCUGAUUAUACAUAUAACUUAAAUCAGGUAGAGGACAGUUUCACCAUCAGUAAGACUAAUGGAGGCUUGACAGUUGGCCAGGAGCAGCAGCAGAGAGUGACUGAGAUGUUAGAGAAUAAUCUUUAUGAUACUGAGGUGGAGUAUGACUGUCAACCUGGCUACAAGCUCAUUGGUGCUCGCCGCCGCCGCUGCACUGAGACUGGAGAGUGGGAUGCCCCUGAACCAAUCUGCUAUGAAGAGUAUUGCUCCACACUUCCUGUAGUGCCCAACAGCCACAUUGUUUACUCUGGUUCAGGAGUAAAUAGCCGUGCAGAAUAUGUUUGUAAUGAGGGCUACACAUUAGAGGGAGGUGAUUUUGAACUCUUAUGCCAGCCUGACAAAACAUGGCUAGGAGCUCUGCCAUCCUGCCAGGUGAUGGACUGUGGCCAGCCUCCAGCAAUUGCCAAUGGUACUGUGGAAGUGUCAUCAACAACAUUUGGUUCUGUAGCACUAUAUGACUGCUUCUUUGGCUUUGUCAUUGAAGGGAGCUCUGAGCGGUACUGUGAUGGCUUUGGAUUUUGGAAUGGGACUCAGCCACGAUGUGUGGCAGUUACAUGCAUAGUGCCACCACUUAUAGUCAAUGGAUACAUAGCAUAUGAGGGUAAUAUGUAUGUUGACUCUCAGAUUGAGUAUGAGUGUCAAGAAUGCUUUAAAUUAAAUGGCACUCGAUUUAGAACCUGCACAGUGGAGGGUCUCUGGACCCUGGAAGAACCUGCUUGUAACCUUAUCUACUGUGAACCCUUGCCAAGUAGCAUACCCAAUGGCCGAGUGAUUGGCAGUGAUAAUGCCUGUGGAUCGCUGGUGGAGUAUGAGUGUUCAGCAGGAUAUGAACUGAAAGGCCGACAGAAAGCAACCUGUUUGGAAAAUGAAAUGUGGAGUUCUCCUACCCCAUCUUGUGAGAGGGUGAGCUGUGGUGUUCCACCACUCCUGGGUAAUGGUAGACUUGUUGGGGAGUCAUUCCUCUUCACUGACAAGAUCACAUAUGAGUGUGAUGAAGGACAUGUGCUCAGGGGAAAUAGUGUUCGAGUUUGCCAGGCUAAUGCCACAUGGUCACAUUCAUUCACACGUUGUGACAUUUUGAACUGCACAGUUCUGGAAGCACCAACUAAUGCAGUAAUUGAUGUGACUGGAGUGUCUUUUGGUUCUUAUGCUAAUGUACGCUGUAUCCCUGGUUUUCGUGCUGUAGGGGAGACUACGCUUCUAUGUGAUGCAACAGGACACUGGAACAAAGAAUUGCCUUACUGUGACCCAGUCAAAUGCCCUCCUGCACCCAAGCCAUUGCAUGCUACAUACAAGUCAAGUGAAUCAGAGUUUACUGCCUUCACUACAUUGAGCUAUGAGUGUGAGGAAGGCUACACCACAUCCUCCUGGAGCACAGUGCUGACCUGUAGCUCUGAUGGUGAGUGGACUGGAGAAGUAAUACAGUGCAAUCCAGUUGUAUGUGGGAACCCUGGAACACUGCCUCAUGGAUACAUCUCUGGCACUGACUAUACAUUUGGCAAGGAGGUUCAAUUCUCGUGCAUGGAAGGUUACAGGCUCCUAGGGGCACCUUCAGCUGAAUGCCAGGCUGAUGGCACAUGGAGCAACUAUGCCACAUCCUGCCUAAAAGUUACAUGUCCUGAGCCAGAGCAGAUUCAGUUUGGCAACCUGGUGGCAGAUAAUGUUGAUAGUUCAUAUGGCACCUCAGUGACUUACCAGUGCAAUGCUGGCUACAUAUUAAAGGGUCAAUCCAACAGGGUUUGUGGGGCUGAUGGUGUAUGGAUGGGAGGUAGCCCCACUUGCCAACCAGUUACUUGUCCUGAACCUGUAGAGGCCCUGCAUGCAAUAAUGACAGGGGAUGUUUAUGAGUACAGCCACAACAUUACAUACACCUGCUAUGAGGGUUACUACAUGGUUGGGGAAGGUGUGUUGAAGUGUCAAGCUGAUGGUACUUGGUCUCGCAGAGCUCCUGUCUGUGAAAUGAUCACCUGCCCAGCAUUACCUGAUAUUCCACAUGGAAACUGGACUAGGAGGAAAUUCAGUGAAUUCCCAAUCAAGACUGAGCCACAGGCAGAGGCAGUGGUGAGGGAGGUAUUGCCAGCAAACAAGAGGGGUAAGAAAGGACGCAGAAAGAGCAAAGAACUUUCCCGCAUUCAAGACCUCCUGGUAACUCAGGGACAAGAAGCUUUGAUAUUUGAGUAUGGUGAAGAGGUGGAGUUUACAUGCAACAGUGGCUACUCUAUGUCCUCCAGUGGCUUACUGUCAUGCACAGAGAACGGAUGGAGUGCUGAGAUCCCCCAGUGUCAUCCAAUAUCAUGUCCAAUCCCCAUUAAGAUUCGGCAGGGUACUGUGACUGGUAAUGACUAUUCCUUGGGGGCCACCAUUCUCUAUGAGUGUGAUGAAGGCUAUGAGCUCUUUGGGGUGGCCUCUCGGACUUGUCAGGAAAAUAAAGAGUGGACAGAUAUUGAGCCAUAUUGCAGAAUCGUAGAGUGCCCAAUACCAGCUCACCUAGAGAAUGGGCAGAUGCUUGGGGAGAACAUCACGUACCAGUCAGUGCUGCGCUACAUGUGUGACUCAGGCUUCAGGCUGGAGGGAGUGGACACCAGGACCUGUCAGAGUAAUGGGUACUGGACUGGGGAGCAGCCAGUGUGUAUGGAGCUGUUCUGUGACAUACCAGCUGAGGUUCCUCAUGCUAUUAGGGAUAUUGUGGACUUAAAGGUUGGAGGCACAGUGCGCUACACCUGUGUUGAGGGAUACCACAUGCAGGGGCAGGCUGUCCUCAACUGUGUACAGGAAGGACGCUGGGAUGCCAUACAGCCUCGCUGCAUCCAAGUUGACUGUGGCCCACCACCCUUGGGAGACAGUGUGUUGGUGGAGGGCAACAGCACCACCUAUGGCUCCCAGGUAACAUUCCAGUGUGAGCGAGGUUAUCGUCUGGAAGGGCCAGAAUGGAGUACAUGUGUGCAGUCUGGAAGAUGGACAGCUGAUGCACCUUUGUGUGAGCCUGUCUUGUGCCCCGAUCCUGCCUCUAGUCCAAAUGGAUACCUUGUGGAGGAAGAAGAGACUGCUGUAGAAGAGGAAGUCAAGGAAGACGUGGAUAAUGAAGUAGAAACCUUUAGUUUGUUCCCACGACAAUAUGAACCAAAGAACAAGAAAAAAGGCAAAAAGGGUAAAAAAAAGAAGAACAGGAAAAAGCUAAGUAGGAUGGUGAAAAAAGAAUACAGAGUAGAUGCUGAAGUCAACUGGGCCUGUGAUGAAGGUUUUGAAGCCAAGGGAUUGACAAAGGCUGUGUGUCUUGAGUCUGGAAGAUGGUCAACUGAGCCUCCUCGUUGCCGGCGUGUGUCAUGUGGGCCUCCAAGUCUACCUGAUAAUGCUUUUGUUGAUGCAGUGACCUUUGUCUAUGGAAGCACUGCUAACUAUACCUGUCGUGUUGGAUAUGUCAUGCAGGGAGAAGGAGUGCUUCAUUGUGAAGCUGAUGGCACCUGGAGCUCUGAGGCACCCACCUGCACCCCAGUGUUGUGUGGACAUCCCUCCAUUCCUCUCAAUAUCAGCACACACUUCACCGUGGCAGAGCAUGGCCUGAAGUAUGGCUACAGCUCCACCGUGACUUAUUCCUGUGCUGCUGGCUAUGAGCUUCAAGGAGGAGAGUAUCAGGUGUGUGAGGCAGAUGGGACAUGGCAUGGUGCUGUCCCAACCUGUGUGGAAAUGAUCUGUGAUGCUCCUCCCAUCCUGCCACAUGGUAAGGGGCUCCUGAAUGAGGGAACAUGGCCCCAAGUUGCCAGUCUUACCUGCAACUAUGGCUACAACCUGACUGGAGAUACCAAGGUCUUCUGCCGUCAGGGUCAUUGGAUGGACUUCAACACCACGUGUGAGCCCGUGAACUGCUUUGAGCCUGAAGUGCCACCUUACGGGAAGAUCACUGCCAAGCACUUCAGUUUUGGAAGCAUUGCCAAUUACUCCUGUAUGCAUGGCUACAUGUUGGUGGGCAACCCAUCUGUGGAGUGUGAUUCAGAUAGUACCUGGAAGGGCGAGAUCCCAGUGUGUCUGCCAGUUGACUGUGGUGCCUUAGAGAUUCCUAGCAAUGGAAGGCUGGACUACUUUUCCACCGUGCUGCACUCCAAGGCAUGGUAUUACUGCAAUGCAGGAUAUCAAAUCUUUGGGGAAGCAGUCAGGACCUGCACUGCUAACGCUACCUGGAGUGGAAAUGAUCCCCAGUGUUUCCGAAAGGAUUGUGGAGAGAUGAAGGCUCCCAAGAAUGGGUAUGCAAUGGGUAUUGGGACUCAGUACGGGGAGGAGGUCAGGUUCAUGUGUGAGGAAGGUUACUUGCUGCAGGGAGAAGCUUUGGUUACUUGCCAGGCCUCAGGAGAAUGGUCAGCACUCACGCCAACCUGCCAGCCUGUGAAUUGCGGACACCCUCCUGCACCACCCAACAUGGCCAGCCUGUCUUACUCCCUCACCUCCCCCAAAGUGUAUGAGGACCGAAUUUUCUACUCCUGUCUGGAUGGAUUUAUCAUGCGUGGUGACCUAAGCUCCACCUGCCAGGAGAAUGGCCAGUGGUCCCGUGUUAGAGGGAAAUGUUCCAGAGUGUCAUGUGGAAGACCAAGAGUGAACACUGAAGGCAUUGUGAUCAUUGGGAGGUCAUUCUACUACAAGGAUAGAGUGAGAUAUCGCUGUCCUCCAGGCAAGGUCAAUAACGGAUCAUCAGUACUGACCUGCCUGGAUGAUGGGUCAUGGUCAGAGGAUCCAUCCUGUGUUUCCAACUGUGGGCGUCGCUGCCUCAAUGGGGGUGUGUGUCUUACCAACCACGUGUGUUCCUGUCGCCCGGGUUAUGUUGGGGACCACUGCCAGUAUGCUCAGUGUAUCGCUCCGUGUCUGAAUGGAGGUACCUGCAUUGCCCCAUACAAGUGCAGCUGCCAAGAUGGCUACACUGGCAACCGUUGCCAGACGCCUCUUUGUCCGCUGCCGUGCCUGCAUGGUGGCGUCUGCACCAGUCCCCACCGCUGCACCUGCCUUCCUGGAUAUUCUGGGUACCGUUGUGAGAAGACUGUGUGUGAGGGUGGAUGCGGUUAUGGUGGCAAGUGUAUCGGCCCCAAUGUAUGUCACUGCGGUGAUGGAAGUGUUGCACCAUCCUGCCAUGAUGACUAUGAGUAUGACUACAGCUAUUAUGGAGACUAUGAUCAGGAUAGCACCAUCUUGGAAGCACCAGACCUUGAGGAUGUGGGCUACAUCACAGUAGCUUAGUGUGGACCCUUCUCACUGACCAGACCAUUGAAAUCAAUGGCAUUUAUUUAUUUAUAUACAAACAAGGUAGGUUAGGUAAAGGAAGUAUCAGAAAUCUAAUGUUUAUGCAGUACAGUUCAAGGAUAAGGAAGAAUUAAAAUACACAUUCUGGUAACUGCUUUUUGAUGUCCCUUUUAGUGAAGACUGUAAGGCACAGAAUGGAGAAAAGAUUGAUUCAAAGUGACUUGUGAAGGCUACCAUGGGUGUGCUAUGCUGAGUGAGAUGAUAACAUUAGACAUAUGCAAUGUUCCCUGAUUUUCCCUGUUGAAUGCACUCCAUGUUUCUCAGACCCAGGCCAGGAUCACACACACAACCUGCCACCUGCUUUGUGGAGCUGUGAUGUGCUGCCCCUGUGGUACUUUGUGUGGUAGAAACUGGAAGUAUAUUGAUGAAGAGAGAAAUUACAGAUUAUUUUCUCUAAUAUCAAUCUGCCUAGUUAAAAGAUGUAUGACAAAGCUAAUAUUUAAUGAGGCACUAUACAAAAUGAAAAUAAUGAGGUAGAUGAAAUAGACAUCAUAUUUAUUAUGAAAUUUUUUGAGAAUUACUGAGUGAGAUUAUAUACAUAUGCAAUAAAUGUAAUGUAUGUGAAGAACCUAUAUAUUUUUAUUUGCCAUUUUGUUACAAAGUUAUUUUAAUUUACAGAGGUGAUUAGAUCAAGGUUGUUGACAGAUGUCAUUGUUCUUAUUGAAUUUCUUGCUUUACUAAAAGAAGCCUGAAUGACUUUUAUAUUUCUGGAAUUACUUGUGUCAAAUUUUCUACACUAAUUGCCACACAGGCAAGAUGUCUGGAUAGAGAAACUUGUUAUAUUAAACCAAAAAAAUCCCAUGUAUAUAGUAUUGAUAUGUAGUAAAAAAAAUCAUGUAUAGUAGAGUAGUGGUUAGACUUCAUAGAGUAGCUCAGUGAUGUGAUUUUUAUAAUGAACCAGAAUUUAUAACUUAAGAAAUGAUAAAGAUAUGUUUCAUGAA
This is a messenger RNA of Scylla paramamosain (green mud crab), 13496 nucleotides long. Its product is annotated as sushi, von Willebrand factor type A, EGF and pentraxin domain-containing protein 1-like. Bases 349 to 12492 code for a protein of 4047 amino acids. Gene Ontology annotation, molecular function: calcium ion binding. The record is from RefSeq and is a predicted model, not a curated record. Lineage: Eukaryota; Metazoa; Arthropoda; Malacostraca; Decapoda; Portunidae. The transcript has 52 exons.